GGUCGAGGGCCCGCGGCGGGUUCGGCCCUCCCGGAGCUGAGGGCGGAGGACGGAGCUGGCGCCGGCGCCUGGGCUGGCUCCCGGCCCCUGCGCUUCGCCUGCCUCCGCGGGGGUGGGGGGCGGUUGCUGUCCUCGACUGGAGUCCUGCCCCGUGCGGAGGUCUCUUUUCUGGGCCAGGUCUUUCACCACCUCAAGCCUGCAGUCAUCUGUGCCGCGUCUUUCUCCCCCUACACCUCGGACCCAGAGUCUUUUUCGUUGGGCCGGGCUCUUUUCUCCCUGGGUCAGCCCCGUCCCCUUUUCUCCUCUCGGGGUGAGCGGCUUGGUCCUUCUGAAGCUCUGUAUGGCCCUAGCAGGGAGGUGAAGUUGGCUGGGGGGUACCCAGGUGCAGUUUUCUGGCGCUGCUCUCUGUGGCCUGUAUGCACUGACUUGUUUCAGAUAUCCUGGGCUGUGUGUUUCUAACUCGGGAAGAAAAAUACUACUGGCUGCAGAGCUGGCAUCUGCUGUGGGAGCUGCUGGAGAAAGGAAACCCAAAACACAGCUGUCCUUGAAGUUGAGGGAUCUGUCUUGAAAAGAGUCAGAAAUUCACCUUGCUCGCAGGCUACCAGCAGACACAUUUGCUGCCCGCAGGCACAAAGUGGGAGUUGAUGCUCUUCUGUCAACGUAGUUCCUCAUGUGAGCCUGGCUGGCCAUGCCCAGGUGUUGACACUUCAGGGUACAGUGGUUUAAAAUGGCAGAGGGAGGUAGAAAUGAAGAAGUGAUCAAGCUGAAGAGCUUCCGCAGUCACAGAGGGAAAGCUAAUAGCCAACUUGACUUCACUGCAGACUGGGUAAACCGCAGGGACGAGGGCCAUAUCAUGAUAUCAGAUUCCUCAGAUGAAGAAUUGCCAUUGCUGCUGGAAACACCAGUGGAACAUCACCAUGAGGAGGAUGAGGAUGAUGAUGUAGUCAUCUUCACAGAGACCCCAAAGCAGCAGCGGUUUGCGCGUCCCAAUGUCAUCAGACCUGCUGUUCAAUGGCAGUGUGCGAACACCGUGGGAGAAGUUGGUUCUAAAAGUGCUGUGGAGUCCCCAAGGAGCAUACAUCUGCAGGACAGCAUCUCUACUCUGCUGUGCCAGGGAGAUCAGUAUAAUCACGUGAUGGAGAGCAGUGCUGGACCAAGCAGGGAUGAGAUUAAGAACGUUGCCUUACAGCAGCCUGGGUCAUCUGAGCUUAAUGGCUCCAGUUUUGAACUUACAAGUAACCAGGAGCCUGGCCCAAGUUUGCUUCCAGCAAUAAAGACAAGUGCACAGCCUGUUGUUAACAGAGACAUCAUUAGUCUGGAGAACGCAGACCUGCCACCACCACAAGAACUAAAAAUGGAAGCCCAGGGGUGGGAAGGAGAGGACUUGAAGUCAGGGCAAAACCUCAGAGGAGCACUGGGAACUACCACAGAGCAGGAGAAGGGCCAGCUGAAUUGCCUGUCCCUCCAGACGCUGGAAGGUGAGACGCAUACUGUAGCAAAUGGUUGUGCUCCUCAGCAAGUGCAACCUGAAGCAGACCCAGAAUCUCUGAGGGUGUAUGGAGAGGAGGCUCCUGGUCCAGCCUUCCCUCGGCCAGAACCACAGCAGGAUGGGAUUCCAGGUCCUGCUUCCCCCCAGCCAGCACAUCCGCCAGAAGAAAUGGGUCAGCAGGCAGUGACAGACAAUGAGCAGCCAGGGCCAGCAUUCCCUGCACAGGACUCUCAUGAACUUGGCUCUAGUAAUGUGCCAGAACAAGGAGCUACUGGGGAGGACCAGGACCUCACUGUGCUGCUCAUCAGAGAGACAGAAGCAAGAUUCCCAGAUGUGCAGAAGGAAUACAUUGAAGAGCUGAUCAGCAUCAAGAACUGCUAUGACUUAAAUGUACUUUGUAACUUUCUUCUGGAAAAUCCAGAUUACCCCAAGAAGGAAGGCAGAGUGGUUUUGAAUCCCAGCAGCAGCCUGCUCGCCAGCCAAGACGAGACAAAGGUGCCUAAAGUGGACUACUUUGACUUCUCCAAGCUCACCCCACUUGAUCAACGGUGCUUUGUCCAGGCUGCUGACCUCCUUAUGGCAGACUUCAAAAUGCUGAGCAGCCAAGACAUUAAGUGGGCACUACACGAACUCAAGGGACACUAUGCAAUCACAAGAAAGGCCUUUUCAGAUGCUAUCAAAAAAUGGCAGGAGCUGUCUCCUGAAACCAUCGGGAAACGCAAAAGGAGGAAAGAAAUGAAUCAGUAUUCAUACAUAGACUUCAAAUUCGAGCAAGGGGAUGUGAAAAUUGAGAAGCGCAUGUUCUUCCUGGAGAACAAGAGACGGCACUGGAGGUCCUAUGACAAGCUGUCUCUUCUCCCACCAGUGCUGCUGGAGAAGGAAUUCUAUGAGCAGAAAGUUAAAGAGAUGGCAGAGCACGCAGACUUUCUCCUUGCUCUGCAGAUGAAUGAGGAGCAGUAUCAGAAGGAUGGUCAGAUGAUAGAGUGCCGCUGUUGUUAUGGAGAGUUUGCCUUUGAAGAGCUAACUCAGUGUGCAGAUGGUCACUUGUUCUGCAAGGAGUGCCUAAUUAAGUAUGCUCAGGAGGCAGUCUUUGGCUCUGGGAAGUCAGAGCUCAGCUGCAUGGAAGGGAGUUGCACAUGUUCAUUCCCCACCAGUGAGCUGGAGAAAGUGCUGCCAGAGAACAUCCUCUGUAAAUACUAUGAGCGGAAAGCUGAGGAGGAGGUGGCUGCUGCCUGUGCUGAUGAGCUUGUCAGGUGUCCCUUCUGCAACUUCCCAGCUCUGCUGGACAGCGAUGUGAAGAGGUUCAGCUGCCCUAAUCCCCGCUGCAGAAAGGAAACGUGUCGGAAGUGCCAGGGGCUGUGGAAGGAGCACAUGAACCUCACCUGUGAGCAGUUGGCUGAGAAGGAUGACAUCAAGUACAGGACGUCCAUAGAGGAAAAAAUGACAGCUGCUAGGAUUAGGAAAUGCCACAAGUGUGGGACUGGCCUCAUCAAGUCAGAGGGCUGCAACCGCAUGUCCUGCCGCUGCGGCGCUCAGAUGUGCUACCUCUGCCGGGCUGCCAUCAACGGCUACGACCACUUCUGCCAGCACCCCCGCUCGCCCGGGGCUCCCUGCCAGGACUGUGCAAAGUGCUCUCUCUGGACAGAUCCCACAGAAGAUGAUGAGAAGAUAAUCCAGGAGAUUCAGAAAGAGGCUGAAGAAGAACAAAGGAAGAAGAAUGGAGAGAACAGCUUCAAGCGGAUUGGCCCUCCUGCAGAAAAGCCCGUGGAGAAAAUCCAGAGGAUUGAAGUCAUCCCCAGGCCUGUUCCUCAGAACCUCCACCAGCCCCGGAUGCCUCCUUACCCCUUCAUGCACCCUCCCUUCCCGCUGCCUCCCGUCCGCCCCAUGUACAACAACAUCCCCCUCAACAUCGGCCCCAUCCCUGCCCCCUACGUGCCCCCCCUGCCCAACAUGAGGGUGAACUAUGAUUUUCCCCAGAUGAACGUUCAGCUGGAGCACAACUUGCCUAUGCACUUUGGCCCUCAGCCCCGGCACCGAUUCUGACCUGGGUCUAACAGCACUUGGCCCCGAGUCACUGCGGGGCAAGGCCAGCCCAGUAACAUCACUCCUUCCCUGCUCCAGACCCUCAGCAGUUUAGCCUGGAGACCUGCUCUGACUUGCACCUUCCUGCACUUGCACCCCUCUCUAGAGCUUCUCUGAACCUUUGCAGUCAAACAUUUCAACCUGUGCUGCAACAGGCAUUGGUGCUGCAUUUCCUUGGGGUCUCUCCCCGUGUUGAGCAUCCAGGUGUUUUGAUUUGACAAAGCCUGUCCUGGCAUCUGUUGGGAGGGAAAGUGAGGCUUUGUCAGCACGAGGAUGCAGCCACUCCUCGGGUACUUCCCAAAAAUCCUACCCUCCCGCUGGCCAGAGCAGCUGCCACACAGUCAAGUGAGUCUUGGGGGAAGGGAGGAGAGACUUGGCAACUAAGACAGCCCUUCAAGAACAAGAGAGCAGGAGAGACAGAGCUCCUGCUCUGCCUGUGGAGAGGCAUGAGACAGGAGUUCCCAUCUUCUCCAGCAUCCCUGUAACCUCUAGCAGCUCCCAGCAGAAUUAAAUGGUUCAAACCCAAGGCAGUUUGAUUUUAGCAUCUCUCACUCUGCAAGUGGAGUGAGGGGACACAGCAGCUAUCUCACUGCUUAAAUCUCGGUAGGAAGCCCAGAGCCCUGUUUUGUUUCAGGGCUUUGGCAAGUAGCAGAAGACUCAGGCACUCUGAUCUUUUACCUGAACUGAACUUCCCCCUUUGAAGGGCUCAGUUUUAUUUUUCUACCCCCCAGAGAUGGGUGCCUCUCAGCUUCCAAAACAUGGCCUUUGCUCUGCUCUUCUCAUCUGGCACCCCAGGGCUCUCCCUGCUUCUGGCAGCAGCCCUCAAACAGCGCUGGGUGCUGCUGGAAGCACGCAGAGCUCGAGCUACAUGCAUUCAUGGCACAAGCUGCUUGAGCACAUGUUGGAUGUGUAGGGAGUGGUGCCUGUGCUGUGUCAGAAAUCUGAGCAGCCACCCCUCCAGUGGUGCAUGGAGGCAGUGGGGAGCCAGGGUCCCCUUUAGACGAACCCCUGUGACCAAACGGGUGGCUGCAGCCCUGUGCUGCAGGAAGCUGGCUACUGGCAAUGUGUGCUUCACUGAGGUGGCUGUGGCAAAGUGUGCUGAAGGCAAACAGGAGCCUUGCUGGCCUUAGGAAGAGAGUUUGGGAAAAGCAAAACUUCCUUGUAAGAAGCAGGGGGCAGUUGCUGGGCUGCAGGAGCGGCGUCGGCGCAAAGCCCUUUCCCCACGGCCUUUGGCUUUGCUGUCUGCUGCAGAAAAUGGUUGGAGUGGGGAAAAAACAAACCCUGCUAGAAAUGCUGGGCUGGCUUUUAGCAGCCCACUGGUGCUGUCCUUCCUUGAGUGCUUUGGUCUGGGCCACAUCCUGCCCUGUCCUGCUGACAGUCCUCCUUGUGCACUUUCCCUCCCGUUAUUCCCCUUGGAGCUUGAGCAUCCAGGUGUCUCUUGGUUUUAUUUCUUUUGUGGGUAGAUCUCCUCUCCUUCUGCCUCACAGCUUCUGCCAAGCUCCUGCUUGCAGGUCUCUAGAGCUGCUUCUGGCACAGCAUCUCCUUGGUGGUGCAGUGAGGGAUGGGCACGGGGCUGUCAGUGGGAUGAAGCCUCCACUGUGGCUCUGGGCAGCAUCUGGGGGCUGCUGUCCCUGGGAGAGACUCCCGGAGGGGACAUCUCUGCUUUUUGGAGCUAAGUCAGCACUUUCUCCCCUCUCAAGCAUUGUCUGUGAGUUGAACACGCCCUGGGGAGUGCUUGGUUCCAGCUCCUCUCUGGCAUUACUACCCAGCUGCUAUUUCCCUGCUGCUUGCAUUUGCUGCUUUUCAUUUUCCUUUAUUUCUGAAGGCUGCAGGAGUUUCUCUUUUGUUGCUUGGCAGGGUUUUAGCCAGUUUAAAUCCUGCCUUGCACCAAGUGUCUCUUGUGGUAUUCAGGAGCAGGGUGUCUCAAUGGGUUUGGGAAGGGUUAUGUUUGCAGGGUUAAGCCUGUGGUGGGGAAAAUGGACCCAGGGCAGAAGAAGUGUGAUUGGCUUCCCCAGGCAGAAAAGGAAUCCUGGGGUCUUAAUAGCCAAGAUCUUGUGGACUCAAAGUCUGGUUUGUAUGAGUCUUCCAGGCUUUCUGAAGCCUUUCUCCAGCAGAGUGGUUAUGAUUGUUCUCCAGUACUUGCCUGUGCAAAGGUAGGUCAAGCAUCCAGGGCACAGCUGAGCUGCUGGACCAGUGGCUCAAAGUACAGAGGGAAAAAAGUGCCACACAGUGCUGAGUAGCUGAGAGCAGUGGCAAAAGUGAUGGCCCAGUCCCAGCUUUUGGUGCUUGUCAAGAGCUGUGUGGGCAAGGAGAGUGUGGCAGAGGGGAGUGUGGAAAUGGAGUGAGAGGGAUGGAGGUGCAUCAGGUAAGGGUAAAAUGGUGUCUGUGGUCCAUCCUUGUGGUUAGGAGUCUUCUGCUGCCGUGGUGCAGCAGUCAUGGUCCUGGAAGAACCUCACAGGGGUAGGAGGAAAGAGGAGCACUGUCCUCCUGUUCCUUGCAAAACCAUGAGCUUGUUUUUGUCUGAGAGAAAAGUCAGUGUUUGGCCUGUGAUGGGGGAGUGCUUGCACCCAGCAGCAACAAAAAAACCCCAAACCUUGCUACCACCCAUGGUCUGGUCUCAAACUCCUACAUCCCAUUUCCCCCUCUCUCCUCAAACAUCAUUUGUCCCUUAAAAGGUGCCAGGAAGGUUGCUGUGCCCGGGCUGAUCCCUUCCUAACAGGUACUUGCUACAGUUUAAUUGCAGUGUCCCAUUUUACUUGCCUUAAAAGGUGGAGAGAGAGAAAACAUGGUAGUAUUUGCACUUAGCAAAGAAAGAAACCCUGUAAAGAGGUGCAUGUUCUGCAACUUUGUAUAACAAUAGCUGAAAAACAAAAUAGGUGGUUUAUUGAAGCAAAACAAAAACCAAACCCAACAAACAAACAAAAAAAGGAAAUGGAAAAAAAAAAAAAACCAACCCCCCCAUAUUUUUCUUUACCUUCUGGUAGUAAACUUGUUCUAAUAAUUCUCUGUGUAAAAAGUUUCCUGUAUUAUACUGUAAUUUUAAUUGGUUUUGUAAAUAAAUUUGUGCACUCUGGCUUUUCACCCCCUCCCA
Molecule: messenger RNA, 6662 nt
Organism: Pogoniulus pusillus (Red-fronted tinkerbird)
Lineage: Eukaryota; Metazoa; Chordata; Aves; Piciformes; Lybiidae
Gene: RNF216
Product: ring finger protein 216
Exons: 20
Coding region: 728-3532 (934 amino acids)
Biological process (GO): protein linear polyubiquitination; proteasome-mediated ubiquitin-dependent protein catabolic process
Cellular component (GO): LUBAC complex
Molecular function (GO): ubiquitin binding; ubiquitin-protein transferase activity; zinc ion binding
Source: RefSeq, a predicted model, not a curated record